CUUGAGUACGUGAACAGUUGCUCACUGAACGUCCUAAGGAGAUACUAAAUUGACAGUAGAAAACAGACCUAAUGAACAUAGAGGUGAUAUAACAAUUAACCAGACUGCUUCUCUCUACGAGGGGCACACAGGGCCAGAUAAAUAAGGAUGGAUCCAGCACUGCUGAGAGAGCGCGAGCUCUUUAAGAAACGGGCUCUGAACACUCCGGCUGUAGAGAAGAGACCUGCGUCUUCUGAAGGUGGUUCCUCUAAAAAAAAGAAGUCAAAGCCGGACAAAGACGUUUCAGCAGCCUCCAAACACAGCUCAGACUCCAGUAAUGGCUCGUUUAAUCUUAAAGCUCUCUCUGGGAGUUCAGGCUACAAGUUUGGAGUUUUGGCACGAAUUGUCAACUACAUGAAGACGCGGCACCAGCGUGGAGACACCCAUCCUCUCACGCUGGAAGAGAUUUUAGAUGAGACCAAACUGCUGGACAUCGGCAUGAAACAGAAACAGUGGCUUAUGAGCGAGGCUCUGGUGAGUAACCCUAAGAUAGAGGUGCGGGAUGGGAAAUAUGCCUUCAAACCCAAGUAUAACCUGAAGGAUAAGAAGGCUUUACUGCGGCUGCUCGACAAACACGACCAGCUCGGCCUGGGCGGGGUCCUGCUGGACGACGUGGAGGAAGGGCUGCCCAACUCUGCCAAGGCUAUUAAAGCUCUUGGAGAUCAGAUCAUCUUUGUCACCAGACCAGACAAGAAGAAGAUUCUCUUUUACAACGACAAACACUGCCAGUUUACGGUGGACGAAGAGUUUCAGAAGUUGUGGCGCAGUGUUCCGGUAGAUUCCAUGGACGAAGAAAAGAUAGAGGAGUACCUGAAGAAACAGGGCAUUUCUUCAAUGCAGGAGAUUGGACCAAAGAAAACAGCACCAAUCCAGAAGAGGAAGAAGCCAGGUACCCAGAAGAAGAGACGGUUUAAGACCCAUAACGACCAUUUGAACGGGGUCUUGGAGGACUACUCAGAGGGGGUUCCCACUAAAAAGUGACGCACACAUACACGCACACACACACGCACACGCGCAAAGAGAAAUGAUCUGCAUUGGGAUUAAGAUACUGGUCUGUGUGUGUGUGUCUUUAUCUUAUCCUAAAACUGUGUCAAAGCCGAAACCACCAACAAUGACAUAGACCUUAGACUGUACUGAGGCAAAGACUCAUGGGAGUUAACUGUGUAUA
Chanos chanos (milkfish) is the source of this 1207-nucleotide messenger RNA. RefSeq names its product general transcription factor IIE, polypeptide 2, beta (gene gtf2e2). The transcript has 8 exons. The coding region runs from base 148 to 1020 and encodes 290 amino acids. Gene Ontology annotation, biological process: transcription initiation at RNA polymerase II promoter. The record is from RefSeq and is a predicted model, not a curated record. NCBI's taxonomy places the organism in Eukaryota, Metazoa, Chordata, Actinopteri, Gonorynchiformes, Chanidae. Gene Ontology annotation, molecular function: TFIIH-class transcription factor complex binding. Gene Ontology annotation, cellular component: transcription factor TFIIE complex.